Messenger RNA from Daphnia carinata, 1989 nucleotides. Its product is annotated as D-3-phosphoglycerate dehydrogenase-like. The transcript has 9 exons. Gene Ontology annotation, molecular function: phosphoglycerate dehydrogenase activity; NAD binding. Bases 257 to 1888 code for a protein of 543 amino acids. Lineage: Eukaryota; Metazoa; Arthropoda; Branchiopoda; Diplostraca; Daphniidae. The record is from RefSeq and is a predicted model, not a curated record.
AUAUAGAAAGGAAAGAAAGAUUUUCGACGGAAUCCUUGCGGAUAAGGAUGGGUUUAUUGUGGCGUUACUCCGUUGAGUAGCGCGAGUGUCGAAGUUCUGUUUGACAACAAACUAACCAAGGGGGGUAGUACAACACGAUAUAAAAGGAAGCAUUGAAUCUUGGAGAACGUUCUCAGUUUUCCACGAGACUCAUUUUUAGGUUUUAGUUACUGUUUUCAUUCCAAGGCAUUCCAGAAUCCACCGUUCUGCUAACGUCAUGGCACUGAAUAUCCAGCAAGUUUUAAUUAGCGAUCCAGUUGACCCAAUCUGUUCGAAGAUCCUUCAAGAUUACGGUAUGAACGUCACCUACGCUCGUCAGUGGACGAAAGAGCGACUUCUCCAAGAAAUUCAGAAUUAUGAAGUAUUGAUUGUCCGUUCCGAAACGAAAGUUACUGAUGAGGUACUGGCAGCAGCUACUAAAUUGCGUCUGGUGGGUCGGGCUGGAACCGGACUGGACAAUGUUGACAUUGCGGCCGCCACUCGUCGAGGUGUUCUCGUCAUGAAUACACCUGGCGGAAAUACGAUGAGCGCAGCCGAACACACCUGCGCCAUGAUUGCUGCUCUCAGUCGGCACAUUCCACAGGCUUGUGCUGCCCUUAAGAACGGAAUCUGGGACCGAAAGACAUACAUGGGUAACGAACUGCAUGGCAAAACGUUAGCUAUUCUCGGUCUGGGACGUAUUGGGCGUGAGGUGGCGAUCAGGAUGCAAGCAUUUGGCAUGAAGACUAUCGGCUAUGAUCCGAUGAUUGAAAAACAAGCUGCAGCUGAAUUCGGUGUUGUCAAACUGGAGCUGGAAGAUAUCUGGCCAUUGGCUGACUACAUCACCGUUCACACACCUUACAUGCCGCAAACACACCAUCUUAUCAGCACAUCAGCGUUGAUGCGUUGCAAGUCUUCCGUGCGGAUUAUCAAUAUUGCUCGUGGAGGUAUUGUCGACGAGAACGCAUUACUGGAUGCGCUCAACUCCGAUAGUUGCCAAGGUGCUGCGUUGGACGUCUUUGUUCAAGAACCUCCUAAAGAAGGCGCGACCACCUGGCAAUUGAUUCAGCAUCCCCGCGUCAUCUGCACCCCGCAUCUGGGCGCAUCAACGGUCGAGGCUCAGGAACGAGUCGCUCGUGAAAUCGCAGAACAACUCAUCGAUUUGGUCGAGGGCCGACAAGCAGUCGGCAUCGCUAAUGCACCCAAUCUUGCCCUUUCUAUGGUGGAACGCAACAAACCAUGGAUGCAGCUAGCCCAAGCUUUGGGACACCUGGCCAAUUCUUUAGCAGAAGGAAGUCUUGACCGAUGUCCAUCCGGCAGCGAAACGUCCGUCGAAUUGAUAUGUUGUGGCGAAGGGACGGAAGACGUCAAUUUGCUAGCCAGCUCUGCCUUGGUUGGCCAUCUGAAUGGCAUGAAAGCCAAUGGUAUCAAUAUUAUCAACGCCGCAAUCCUAGCUCGUGACAUUGGAGUAACCAUCAGUGCCCGUCAUGUUGGAUCGUCCAAAUAUCUGUCAAUCGUCCAAGAUCUAGAAAAGCUAUUGCAGUUGACAGUCGCUCGAGGACCUUUCAAUAUUCAACUGAUUGGCAGCGUUCAAGGAAGCAACCCAGUCUUGUAUGCCAUCAACGGUUGCUGGUUCCCGUUUGGCGCGACACUUUCGGGUAACGUGUUGCUCUUCAACGGCAAACAACCGGAUACGACGUUGACAGCGUUGAUGGGUGCCUUGGCAGCGUCGGGAGUUGGCGUUUCAGCUGUGAUGUGCACACCUCCUGGAGCUUCCUGUUGGUUGGCCUUGCGUACGGCCGAUGUCUUCCAGAACCCGCAAAAACUCAACGGGCCCGACGCCACCUUUAUCGCCCAAUUAAUGUUCUAAUAUCAGCUUUCACGGUAGGAUCUAAAAAAAUAGUUUGCUUGCCAUAGAGCCUACGCCUUUCUGAAUUCUUAAAAGUACAAUUUUACGAGAUAAGCUCAAUA